AUGACAGACCCAUUCGCCUACUCAUACCCCUCCCCAUUGGAGGGGUACGAAGACCUCGAGCCACUGUCCGACGAGCGAAAUGAAGACGGUAAAUCAUUGAAGAACCCUCAACAUGGCGUAUUAAGCAAAGCCUACGAGGAAUUCCCGGACCCUCUUUCCAAAGGCCGAGAGGGAGGUUUCGACAUCCACAUCUAUCAUUUCCAAAAUAACCCCGAACAAGCCUCAUUUGCGAAAGCGCUCUGGGAGCGAAUCAGACGAGAAUUCCCCGAGCUUCGAAUUUACACCUUCUUCGACCGGCCUAUCGGCCCUCACCCGGUGGCCAUGUUUGAAGUGAAUCUGUUCACCCCCGCGCAGUUUGGAGCCUUUGUCCCUUGGUUGGUUAUUAAUCGGGGCCCGCUCAGUGCUCUCAUUCAUCCCAACACAGUGGCAUCAGAGGAUGAGCGCAAUCAUACUCAACGUGCGACGUGGCUUGGUGAUCGGAUUCCGUUGGAUUUGAGCCUCUUCAAGAGGAAAUAG
Molecule: messenger RNA, 516 nt
Organism: Penicillium digitatum Pd1
Lineage: Eukaryota; Fungi; Ascomycota; Eurotiomycetes; Eurotiales; Aspergillaceae
Product: DOPA 4,5-dioxygenase family protein
Source: RefSeq, a predicted model, not a curated record